ACUCGCUUGGAUUCUUCUCCUCUCAGCUCUUCCUAUGCUGCCAAUUUCGUUGUGUGGUCAGCAAAGCAACUUGAUGAUCCUGGACGGCCUGCUCAGUACUUACGACAGGCGAGCAACUCCAUCCAACUACCUCAAUAACGCCACGAUGGUCGACUGCGAGCUCUACAUUCGAAGCUUCGGGUCCAUCGACCCAAACUCCAUGGACUACCAAGUGGACUUGUACCUGCGGCAGACGUGGUACGAUGCGCGACUGAAGCACGAAGAUCUCGUCCAGCCGCUGGACCUGAACGACCCUAAGCUGGUGAAGGCGAUCUGGAAGCCUGAAGUGUAUUUCCCCAACGCCAAGCACGCAGAGUUUCAGUUCGUGACCGUGCCUAACGUGCUCGUCAGGAUCAACCCGCACGGCGAGAUCCUUUACAUGCUCAGGUUGAAGCUACUGUUCUCCUGUAUGUUGGAUCUCUCCAAGUUUCCUUUCGACUCGCAAAUUUGCACAAUGGAAGUCGCCAGUUUUUCGAAGACAAUGAAGGAGCUAGACCUGCGCUGGAAGAAGGACGAUCCUAUCAAGAUGUACCGGGACCUACGGAUGCCGCAAUUCGAGAUCACCAAUAUCGUCGAUUCGAUCUGCCAGGAAUCCUUCCACAUCGGCAACUACAGCUGUCUAGUGGCAGAGUUCCACAUGCGUCGGUCGCUGGGCUUCCACCUGGUCCAGUCUUACCUGCCUACCAUCCUCAUCGUGGCCAUCUCCUGGGUCAGCUUCUGGAUGGACAUCGGCUCUGCGCCAGGCCGAACUACGCUCGGAGUCACCACGCUGCUCAUCAUCUCAUCUAAAUCAUCAGCUUUCGUGUUCUGUGCUCUUCUGGAGUUCACCCUGGCCAACUACAUGUGGAGGAAGCCCCCUAAGGUGCAGGCGCCCAAAUCCAUGGACGGCCUUAGGAACAUCAAAGCACAAGAUCUAACCCACGACUGCAAGACUGACCAACACCUACAGAAAGACUGCCAGCAAUGCUCCAACAGCAACGGCAAGGCUGAUCUCGACCAGGGCAUGGACCCCAAUCUCUUCGCCGUCCCGCCAGGGAACAUCACGAUUGGAAGCACCAGAAAUAGAAGCUAA
This is a messenger RNA of Hyalella azteca, 1111 nucleotides long. Its product is annotated as glycine receptor subunit alpha-2. Gene Ontology annotation, molecular function: chloride channel activity; extracellular ligand-gated monoatomic ion channel activity; neurotransmitter receptor activity. Gene Ontology annotation, biological process: chloride transmembrane transport; nervous system process; chemical synaptic transmission. Gene Ontology annotation, cellular component: synapse; neuron projection; membrane. NCBI's taxonomy places the organism in Eukaryota, Metazoa, Arthropoda, Malacostraca, Amphipoda, Hyalellidae. The record is from RefSeq and is a predicted model, not a curated record. The coding region runs from base 35 to 1111 and encodes 358 amino acids. The transcript has 9 exons.